This is a messenger RNA of Ochotona curzoniae (black-lipped pika), 315 nucleotides long. It is a transcript of the gene CUNH19orf33, whose product is annotated as chromosome unknown C19orf33 homolog. Lineage: Eukaryota; Metazoa; Chordata; Mammalia; Lagomorpha; Ochotonidae. Gene Ontology annotation, cellular component: nucleus. The coding region runs from base 67 to 294 and encodes 75 amino acids. The transcript has 3 exons. The record is from RefSeq and is a predicted model, not a curated record.
AGGGGGGCAGGAGCGGAAGGGGCCAGGGGUCCCCUGCAUCAUUCAACCUAACCUCUCUCCACAGCCAUGGACCCCAAGAAGCAUGGUCACCCCAAACCUCCGGGGGCACCUCACCAUCCAAAGCAAGGCCAUGGCAGCUCCUCGGACUCGAGCAGCAGCUCCAGCGACUCAGACUCGGAUGGCAAGCAUCACGCUGCUGGCUCCAAGCCAAAGCCACACGAUGGCACCUCGGGCAAGGUCAAGAAGCCCAAGGUGAAGAAAAACAAGGAUAAGAGCAAGAAGCCCUCCCACUGAUGGGUCCCAGCCCGGUUCAUU